Coffea eugenioides is the source of this 1355-nucleotide messenger RNA. RefSeq names its product calcium uniporter protein 2, mitochondrial-like. The transcript has 2 exons. Gene Ontology annotation, molecular function: uniporter activity; calcium channel activity. Gene Ontology annotation, cellular component: uniplex complex; mitochondrial inner membrane. Bases 60 to 1142 code for a protein of 360 amino acids. The record is from RefSeq and is a predicted model, not a curated record. Gene Ontology annotation, biological process: calcium import into the mitochondrion; mitochondrial calcium ion homeostasis. Lineage: Eukaryota; Viridiplantae; Streptophyta; Magnoliopsida; Gentianales; Rubiaceae.
CCUCUCCGUACUUUCGCGCAAUAAGAUCCUUACUGUAUUAUUAUAACCGUUAUUUAUCAAUGGCGUUAAAGAAAACCCUGGCUCAGCGUCUAUUCAGUAUUUACAGAAUAACCAAUCCAUCUCUAGCGAGUUGCCGGAUUACUUCAUCAACGACGGCGGCGCUUAAUAAGGCCUUGGCCCCACGGAGCCCCGACAAAAUCGCUCCGGAUCCUGGAGAUGACGGGACUUUCCGGAGGUUCUUCCACCGCCUACCGAUGGGGAUCUCGCCGGGGCUCCGGUCGCUGCCGACCGGGGAGGGGUUGAUAGAGAAGUUGAGGGGAAUGGACAUCGCCAGAGAUAGAAUAAGGCUCGACGGACUGAGGCCGCCGCAGCCGCAGCAGCAGGAGGAGGAGGAGCAGGGGAAGAUAACGGUGGAGGACGCGAGGAAGCUGCUAAGACUGUCGCAGCUGGAAACGGUGAAGGCGAGGCUGACGCAGAUUGAGAAGAACUGCAUCUCGCAGGAGGAAUUUCUGGAGAUCUGCGGGGACGGGUGUUGGGGUAGUGAACAGGCCAAACAGUUCGCAAAGAUGCUCGAUGAAUCCGGCACGGUUAUCGUGCUAGGAAAUGUCGUGUUUCUCAGACCUCAACAGGUUGUGAAAGCCAUCCAGGGCCUAAUGCCUGCAUCUGUAUCAGUACCAGUACCCCACCCGACCGAUCCAAGAUUGAAGGAGGAGCUGGAAGCAAUGGAGGAGCAGAAGGCAGCCAUUGACCAAAAGGCAGACCUGAUGGUCCGUAGGGAGCUCUGGCUUGGGCUCGCCUACAUGGUCCUCCAAACAGCUGCCUUCAUGAGAUUGACGUUCUGGGAACUUUCCUGGGACGUAAUGGAGCCUAUUUGCUUCUACGUCACAUCCAUUUACUGCAUGGCUGGGUAUGCCUUCUUCCUAAGGACAUCCAAAGAGCCUUCCUUCGAAGGUUUCUUUCAGAGCCGAUUUAGUUCCAAGCAGAAGCGAUUAAUGAAGCUUAACAAUUUUGACCUAGAAAAGUAUAAUGAGCUCCGAAAAGGUUUCUGUCCUCGGUCAUCGCAGCCGGCAGCCCCGCCGAAUCCCAUCUCAUUGACUUCAUGGACCAAUAACGACGCCGAGAAGAUGAGAGUUCCAACAUAGGCAUGAAGCAAAAAUGUAAAAAAAAAAACUACUAUUUUUUUGGGGGCUAGGACUACUGUAUAGGUUGCAACCUUUCUUUCUAUUGCCUUUCUUGUUUACCAUCACCUAGUUAUAUUUUCUGUAACGGCCAUUGUAAGAGCGAGCGAAGAAGAGGUGUAGGCUAAGAAAACAAAUUCUUUAAUAUCCAAUCAACAGAAAAAAGUUUUUGUUGUU